This is a messenger RNA of Xenopus tropicalis (tropical clawed frog), 4880 nucleotides long. RefSeq names its product mutL homolog 3 (gene mlh3). The record is from RefSeq and is a predicted model, not a curated record. Gene Ontology annotation, biological process: DNA damage response; mismatch repair. The coding region runs from base 169 to 4119 and encodes 1316 amino acids. Gene Ontology annotation, molecular function: ATP binding; mismatched DNA binding; ATP hydrolysis activity. NCBI's taxonomy places the organism in Eukaryota, Metazoa, Chordata, Amphibia, Anura, Pipidae. The transcript is spliced from 13 exons. Gene Ontology annotation, cellular component: mismatch repair complex.
CGCAUAUCGCGCUGAUGACUGUAACGUCACUAGCUCACUUUACCACUCCAUUUGCCGGGCACUGAACUUGUUUGCGUCAGAACGUCUCGGCGUAAAGUUUAAGAGGAAUUUUUAUAUUUUACAUACAUGAAUAGCAUAUAAGGCCUUAUUUAUUAAGCCUGUGAACCAAUGAUUCGAUGCUUGAAAAAAGAAGUACAACACAAACUACGGUCAGGAGUCACCAUCAGUUCAGUUGGACAAUGUGUUGAGGAACUGGUCUUAAACAGCAUUGAUGCUCUUUCAACAUGUAUUGCUGUGCGCAUUGAUUUGGAAACUGUCAGAAUCCAAGUGGUAGAUAAUGGUAGUGGAUUGUGCCCAGAAGAUUUGGACAGAUUGGGUAUGCGUUAUUUUACAAGCAAAUGCCAUUCCUUAAACGACUUGGAAAACUUAAAGUUUCAUGGUUUUCGGGGGGAAGCCAUAGCAAGCAUUGCUGAUGUUUCUAGCAUAGUGGAAAUAUCAUCUAAAUGCAAGAACACAUCAAAAACAUUUUAUAAACUUAUUCAGAAUGGAAAACUACUCAGUGUGCAAGAAGCAAAUACCAGUAGGCCUAGUGCAGGUACUACAUUUUCAGUCUACAAUCUUUUCUAUAACUUGCCAGUGCGGAGAAAAUGCAUGGACCAAACUGUUGAAUUUGAGAACAUACGCCAGAGAGUGGAAUCUUUGUCUCUCAUACACCCCUCAAUUUCUUUCUCAUUGAAAAAUGAUGCUAUGCAUUCUGUAGUUUUGCAGCUGGCCAAAACCAAGGAUGUGUGUUCUCGUUUUUGUCAGAUUUACGGGCUACCUAGGUCUCAAAAGCUUUGUGAGAUCCAGCAUAAAGUGAGGGAGUUUGACAUGUGGGGUUAUAUCAGCUGUGAAGGCCAUUACAAUAAAAGAAUGCAAUAUCUGUAUGUUAACAAUAGACUUGUUCUCAAAACAAAAUUGCAUCAGCAUAUCGAUUUUUUAUUAAGAAAAGAAAGUUUGAUCUGCAAACCUAAAAAUAUAAAUGUAGGAAAAACAAGUAGUCCAGGUAGAAGUCGUUCAUGUCAAGAGCUUUAUGGAAUCUUUAUAAUAAAUAUUAAUUGCCACUAUUCAGAAUAUGAUGUUUGCUUUGAGCCAGCAAAAACAUUAAUUGAAUUCAAGGACUGGGACACUGUAUUGCGAUUUGUUGAAGAAGGUGUUAAGGCAUUCUUAAAAAGAGAGAAAUUAUAUGUAGAGCCACCCAAAGAAGAUACACUUGGAAAGUCUGAAAGUAACUUUAUCGCUUGUACAGAUUUUCAGCUGGUAAAAAAGCAAGAUAUAGAGGUUUUUAAGGAUGCAUGUUGUAAUGUAAGACACAAUUAUGAAAACUCAAUUCUUCAGUCAAAAUCAGUGUGCAGAACUGCUAAUGUUAGCACACAAGUUUUAAAUGUUAAUGCUACUAUUCACAAUGACACAAGUGAAUCAACACAUGACUCUAUUCUUGAAUGUAACACUGAUAAAAUAUCAAAGUCAAGGAGAUUUUCUCCCAGAAACUGCAAUGAAAAUGAAUUUUGUGCAGCCCCCACCACUGAAUGUCAGCAAGACACUGGUGAGAAAUGUAAUGCAGAUACUUUCAGUCAUGCUGAAUGUUCAGAAUUACCGAAUAAUUCCUGUUGUGCUGUGAUACAAAUAGAUGCAUGUGAAAAUGAAAAUUCUGCUCAAGAAAAACAAACUGAUGGACAAUGUGGAGCUGAACAAUGCAACACCCAGUCUGCAGCUACAUUGUGUAACUACAAGGACUUAACUGUUGAUGAAUCAGCCAGUGGUAUAGGCUGCUUCAGGCUGCUAAAUCAUUUAUGUCCAAAUCCCAGUAUGCAUUCUAGUAAAGCUGAAGGUCUGUUUAAAUUAUUCUCCCGACCAGGUCCUUUAAGUGGCCAGGAAAUGUUUAAAAAUAAUUCACAUACUUUAAACAGUAGUACAAGGCCAAAUAGCAAAGGCAGUUUGCCAUCAUACAGUAAAAUAACAGAAGAAAGAAAAAAAAUAACAGUAUCAAAGAAUGUAUCCUUUGCUAAUGCAGAACCUAGAACUACCAUCUCAAAUUCCACAAAGAAAAAUUGUAACAGACUGCUCGGUUUGGUUGCACAAAGAGAAUCUUUGGAGACAUUUAAACAAUAUUUUGGAAAAUUGCAAGCAUCAACUUCUUGCCAGUCUGCCCCAGCUACUGUCACUUCAGAUACAUCCUUAUAUCUAAAACACACUGACCUAAAUCUGUGUCAGAAUAAUAGCUCAAAAAAUACUCAUUGCAAUGAGGUGGUAGAGGAAAAUUUUACAUCUUCAAAUAAUCUAAUGUUCCAGUUUCCAGUGAAUGAAAUAACCUCUUCAGAAGAAAUUCUAAUACCAAUGAGUCAGAAUCCUAAAAGCCCUGACCCACAACAUCCCAAAGAGAGUCCUUUGACCUUGCCACACUAUGAAAGGCUAAAGCAGACUGGAUCCAGUGCACAAAUCACUUUUGGUUCAUUGGCAGCAAAGCUAAGCAAACUUAAGCAGGGAGAAAAAGUGGAUUCAUGUGUGAAUGCGACAAAUCUCAAGGAGUUGCUUAAUGUUUCAGUACAUUCAGAUGACAAAACAACAAUGGAUGGCCAGAGAACACAAAAUUCUGGUCCUGGCAAAAUACAGGACAGUACAGCUAUGAAAUUUCUAGAACCUUGUGUAACACAAGCUAUUCAUGCAAACAUAUCUAAUUUAUAUGAGCAAAGUAGCUUUAAAGUGCCACUUUCUGUUCCUUCUGUAAGCUGUUGUGAAGAUUCUGGUGGUUUUGUCUCUGCUGAUUGGUUUCAGUGUUAUGAAGAGUCUCUUGGAAAACAUGUUUACCUUAACACCGCAACAGGACUCAGCAGUUACAUUUGUCCGAAGAUGGAUGACAGCACAAUCUGCACCAAAGAUUUAACUACCACAGCUGUGAACAUAGUUUGCAAUAAUGGAUUUCAGUACCAGUGUUAUCCAUUUAGGAGUGAUGCCCUUGUGCCAUUUCUUCCUAGACCACGUGAAGAAAGAGCACAUGCAAAACUUAAUACAGAUAAUUCAGAAAACAGUAUCCUGAAGUCCUUGUUCUCAGAAUGGGAAAAUCCAGUGUUUACUCGCCAUCCUGAGGUGGCUGUGGAUGUGAGCAGGGGACAGACAAAUACUCUGGCAGUAAAAAUUCACAAUAUAUUGUAUCCAUAUCGUUUCACAAAGGAAAUGAUGCACUCUGUGAAGGUUCUUCAGCAGGUGGACAAUAAAUUCAUUGCUUGUUUGAUGAACACAAAGAUGAAGGAGGGAUCAGAGCAAGAUGGAAAUCUCCUUGUGCUGGUGGAUCAGCAUGCUGCUCAUGAACGUGUCCGUCUGGAACAACUUAUUGCAGAUUCCUAUGAGUCAGCACCAGAGGAUGAUUCAGGGAGGCGACAACUGAAGAUGUCUGUUAUCAGUCCUCCCCUGGAACUGAAUGUGACAGAGAUUCAGUACCGGCUUCUUAGGGUCCUUGCUAGGAGUUCGCAAAGUAUUGGCUUGUCUCUGUCAUUUCCUGAUACUCAAGGUCCAUGUGUCCUGGUGUCAGCAGUCCCUGUGUGUUUUGUAGAGAGAGAAGCAAAUGAAUUACAUCGUAGAAGGUCAACAGUAGCUAAAAACCUUGUGCAGGAGUUUCUACAAGAACAGGUGGAGCUGUUGCAGAUGACGAGACGAGCAGGUGGUACCAUUCCACUGACAGUACUGAAGGUUUUGGCAUCACAAGCUUGUCAUGGUGCUAUCAAAUUCAAUGAUCAGCUUAGUUUGGAUGACUGCAAGCACCUGAUGCAGUGCCUGUCACGUUGUAGCCUUCCAUUUCAGUGCGCACAUGGGAGACCUGCAAUCCUACCACUUGCAGACAUGCUGCAUCUUGAGCCUUGUGACCAGAUUCUGGCAAAACCUAACCUUAAAAGUCUGAAGAGACAGUGCAGAGCCUGGGAGCUGACUAAAGGGAACCACCUCCCCAUUCCAAAUAAGCAAGACACAGAGCCUACCAUCCCAAAAAAGGUAGCAACCCAGCAGCCAAAUAAUUCAUUGGCUAAUGAAACAAUGAAGGUCAUCAUUGAAGAGGUAAUGGCUUUACCCAACAACGAGGAAUUAUGAGCGUCUAAGUUUCAGGGUAAGGAAGGUACAGAACUACUCUGUUUACUCUCAAAAACAGAACAUAAAACUAAAAUAACUUUCAUGAAUUUGUAAACUAUUGAUUUAUAUAUACACUUUGAGCAAAUAUGCAAACCUUCAAAACAGAGACAGAGGAAAAAAAUGGACUCCGUCCACUGCAUUUUUUCUUUCUUAUCAUCUUACCCUUCAUAUGUAAAGGCAUUCAUACCACAGUAUGUUUUUUUAGCAAGACUACCCACAAAAUUAUUUGCUUAAUGUAUUUUUUCUUCAACUCUUUCCUCCUCUUUAUACUGUUAAUAUAUUGUCUGAAAUGUGGAGAAAUUGCUAUGCAUUUGUGCCAUGUAUAUAGUGCCUUAUGCAGACCCUGGUUGCAUUCUCUGAUUUUACUGAAUGGCAAGUCCUACACUAAACAUUUGUUCUGUCAUAUUUUUAUUUCAAAGCACUGAAACAAUGUUUUUAAAUUUGAUCAUUUUUCUAUAUAUAUAUAUAUAUAUAUAUAUAUAUAUAUAACAAAAAUAUGUUGCUACAAUAGAGAUUUUAUCUCAGUUCUGAAGAACAGGUAGAAAACAAUUUCCCAGACAAGGGCAAAUAUCAGUAAUAGCUUGUCCCAGUGGAUACUGUUGGUACUGUAAACCAAAUGUGGACCCAGUAGCUGCACAAAUAUGAAGGAGAUGAGCGAAUUAAUACAGUAGGACUGGCCUGCAUGAGAAGGCCACACCAAUAAAGCAAUGACUUAAAAAGAA